Messenger RNA from Magallana angulata, 1503 nucleotides. RefSeq lists its product as uncharacterized. Bases 533 to 1492 code for a protein of 319 amino acids. The record is from RefSeq and is a predicted model, not a curated record. NCBI's taxonomy places the organism in Eukaryota, Metazoa, Mollusca, Bivalvia, Ostreida, Ostreidae. The transcript has a single exon.
AAUAAUAUUUACAUCCAAUUCUUUAUGUAUUGGAUCGUGUUAUCGAAGAAAGGGCCGACACCAUUAUCUCCCCUUUGUCACGCACUUUAUUACUAGAGUUAUCUCCCCAUUGAAUAUAUAAAUUAAAGCCCAAGCCCAAUAAUCUUUCUUUCACUUCCUGUUGCUGAGAAGAUAGGUUGGUUAAGUUAAUAUUAUAUUUUUAUCUUUGAUAAGCACGUGCUGCAAAUAAAUUUGUCAAAAAAUACAAUUUACAAAUUAUUGUCAAUCUUUAAUUUCGGCUCAAUUAAUGCCGAUGCUUUCAUUAUGUUUUGAUUUAUAUGGAUUUUAUUUCGGGUAGCCAAAUAUUUGGAUAACCUUUCCCUUAGCCAUUUUAAUUUUUUUGUUGUUGAAUUUUCUGAUUUCCUCGUUUGAUCAAGAUAAUUAUCGAUUAAUCUCUUAUAAAUAUAUGCACAUGUUAGGCUAAUUUUGAAAUCAUUUUUUUUUAAUUAACACUUGUUUAUUUCUACAUAUUGCGAAUUAUCAACUGAUUAAAAUGCCACCACGGCGGUCCAAACGGAUGAGAAUUGAGACGACAAGGGCGAGCGAAAGUAGAACGGCAAGGACCAGGGAGCAGCGACCCAAUGGUAUAAUGGAUGAUGGCCCAUCAGAACCGGUGCAAACCAAUUCGGAGGUCACGCAACCAUCAAGGACAACGACGUCAUCUUCUUAUGCCACAUGCAUGGAUGAUAUUCCUCCAGCAGUCCCAUCGGUCCACAACAUGAUAGGUAUGCACGUUAGCAACGCAAUUAAACAAAAAAUUAUAGAAGGGCAGUAUAUUGAUCUGGCCUCUCUAUUACCUCCUAGACCUGGUGGCGAUGAAAAAAAAUUAAUUGUAAAUAAUAUGGGGGAAAUAAUAUCCAAGGAUGCUAACCCCAAAAAGGUUGAUACCAUAGAACAGUGGACUGAUCUCAUGUUUAUAUUUGCUGGGAUUUAUCUUAGUGGCCACCCUGCUAAAUCCAUAGAGCUUUUGAAAUACAUGCAGUGUGUUAGGAUGGGGGCUAAUAGGGGAGCAGUGGGAUGGAAAGAAUACGAUGUUCAGUAUAGGUUACGUAAGGCUCAUAAUCCAGCAUCAUCAUGGGGGGAAGUGGACUCUGAGCUCUGGUUAAUGUACAUGACCCCAACUUCAACCGUUAAUGCUCCUCAAACCCUGCCCAGAGCUACAUCCAUAGGAAAGUGCUACAACUUCAAUUUCAAAGGGUCUUGCGAAAAGUUUCCUUGCACGUACACUCACAGUUGUUUACGUUGUAGCGGCCAGCAUGCUAUGAUACACUGCACUCUUGCUCAAACUCAUAUGCAUAAUUUUCGUGCCCCCAGAUUCCCAACACAACAUGCUAACAAUCAACCCAGGACACAACAAUCGCAUUUCAGGGGACCCCAGAACCCCAACAACCUGCGCCCCCGUUUUAGAUUUACAAACCCACAAGGUGUGGGGCCUCGGCAAAACCCCUAUUAAACUCCCGGCAC